AUGGAAACUCGAAGCCGCAAGCGUGCGGAGGCGACCUCAACUGCCCCAUCUUCUUCCUCCUCUCCUCCUCCUUCAGGUCCCACCACUCGUAGCAAACGCGCUCGCCUCUCGUCUUCCUCCUCCUCCUCCUCAGUCGCCGCCGCUACCACCGCCACCGCACCUUCCUCAUCCACUCGCUCUCGUUCCUCUCGCUCCACCUCUACAGCUACUCCCAUGGACACAGAGUCUUCUGGAUUCCGCCGCGGCGGCGGAGGAGGAAGAGGUAACAGGGGAAACGAUAACUCCGACAAGGGAAAAGAGAAGGAGCAUGAAGUUAGGAUUAGGGAUAGAGAAAGAGAGAGAGCUGCUAGACAACAGCUCAACAUGGAAGCAGCUGCUGCAGCCGCCGCGGCGGCUGAUGAGGAUGAUGAUAAUGAUAGUGAGGAUGGAAACGGUGGAUUCAUGCAUCCAAACAUGAGCUCAGCGAGCAGUGCUUUACAAGGAUUGCUUAGGAAGCUUGGAGCUGGACUUGAUGACUUGCUUCCUUCCUCUGGUAUCGGAGGCUCGGGCUCUUCUUCUCACUUGAAUGGGAGGAUGAAGAAGAUACUUGCGGGAUUGCGUUCCGAAGGAGAAGAGGGGAAGCAGGUGGAGGCGUUGACUCAGCUCAGUGAGAUGUUAUCUAUUGGGACUGAAGACUCCUUGAGCACGUUCUCUGUUGAUUCCUUCGUCCCGGUUCUUGUUGGUCUGCUUAACAAUGAAAGUAAUCCGGAUAUUAUGAUUCUUGCUGCUAGGGCUCUUACUCAUCUUUGUGAUGUGUUGCCUUCUUCUUGUGCUGCUGUUGUUCAUUACGGGGCUGUUUCUUGCUUUGUGGCAAGAUUGAUAACAAUAGAAUACAUGGACUUGGCCGAACAGUCUUUGCAAGCUCUCAAAAAGAUAUCUCAGGAACACCCAACGGCCUGUUUGCGAGCAGGUGCUCUUAUGGCUGUGCUAUCAUAUCUGGAUUUCUUCGCCACUGGAGUCCAGCGUGUUGCACUAGCCACUGCUGCAAAUAUGUGCAAGAAGUUACCUUCUGAUGCAUCUGAUUAUGUUAUGGAAGCUGUACCGUUAUUGACAAACUUACUUCAGUAUCAUGAUUCGAAGGUUUUGGAAUCUGCUUCUAUCUGUUUGACUCGGAUUGCCGAAGCAUUUGCAUCGCACCCUGAGAAAUUAGAUGAAUUAUGCAACCAUGGCCUGGUGACUCAAGCUGCGUCUCUUAUAUCCACUAGCAACUCCGGAGGUGGGCAAGCAUCUCUCGGUGUUUCGACAUACACGGGGUUAAUCCGAUUACUUUCCACCUGUGCGAGCGGGUCACCUCUUGGAUGCAGAACAUUACUGCUUCUCGGUAUUAGUAGCAUUCUUAAGGAUAUUCUGUCGGGUUCUGGUGUCUCUGCUAAUGCAUCUAUAUCCCCAGCACUGAGCAGGCCUGCAGAUCAGAUUUUUGAGAUAGUCAACUUAGCGAACGAGCUCCUCCCUCCAUUGCCAGAAGGAAGUAUCUCCCUUCCUACUAGUGCAAACACAUUGGUGAAAGGUUCAGGCCCAAAAAAAUCUUCUCCAAGUACUUCAGGAAAACAAGAAGAUUCUCUAAAACUUUCACCUAGAGAACAAUUACUUCGUGAUCAACCCGAACUUCUUCAGCAAUUUGGAUUGGAUCUUCUUCCAGUUUUAGUGCAGAUUUAUGGUUCUAGUGUCAAUGGUACUAUUCGUCAUAAAUGUCUCUCAGUUAUCGCAAAGUUGAUGUAUUUCAGCACUUCAGAAAUGAUUCAGUCUUUAAUUGGUGACACAAAUAUAUCGAGCUUCUUGGCUGGUGUCUUGGCAUGGAAAGAUCCACAAGUCUUGGUUCCUGCUCUACAAGUUGCAGAAAUUCUCAUGGAGAAACUUCCUGAAACUUUUUCGAAAGUGUUUGUGAGGGAAGGGGUGGUUCAUGCUGUAGAUCAACUUGUCUUGGUUGGUAAACCUAUUUCUUAUGCUUCUCCUACUGAUAAGGAAAAUGACUGUGUACCUGGAUCCGCACGAUCUAGGCGUUAUAGACGGCGAAAUAGUAAUGCCAGUUCUGAUGGAAAUCACUCGGAAGAGGUUAAGAAUUCUGUGUCUGCUAGCAUAGGUGCAAACCAUAAUUCCCUGGAAUCUCCUACAGCGAGCUUCAUGCUAAGGGAAACAGUUAGCUCCUGUGCAAAAGCGUUUAAAGACAAGCACUUCCCGUCUGAUGGUGGGGAAUUUGAUGUUGGAGUUACAGAUGAUCUCUUGCAUCUGAAGAAUCUUUGCACAAAGCUAACUGCUGGUACAAAUGAUCACAAAGUUAAAGGAAAGGGAAAAUCUAAAGCCUCUGGGCCAUGCCUUGGCGAUUUUUCUGCUAGCAAGGAAGAAUACUUGAUUGGUAUCAUCUCCGAGAUACUUGGCGAGCUAAGCAAAGGGGAUGGCGUCUCAACUUUUGAGUUUAUUGGCAGUGGUGUGGUUGCAGCAUUGCUUAACUAUUUUUCUUAUGGAUACUUUUCCAAAGAGAAGAUAUCCGAGUUUGAUUUGCCCAAACUUCGUCAGGAUGGGCUCAGAAGGUUCAAAGCUUUUCUAGAAGUUGCACUUCCCUCUGAUGGUAGUGAGGGAAAGAUCCCUCCAAUGACUGUUUUAAUUCAGAAACUUCAAGAUGCUUUAUCUUCACUGGAACGUUUUCCGGUCGUUCUUAGCCAUCCCUCAAGGUCACUCAGUGGAAGUGCUCGUCUCUCAUCUGGAUUGAGUGCGUUGGCACAACCUUUGAAGUUGCGGUUGUGCCGUGCUCCAGGAGAGAAGGCACUACGUGAUUACUCCUCCAAUAUUGUUCUCAUAGAUCCAUUGGCAAGCUUAGCAGCGGUGGAGGAAUUUCUCUGGCCCCGUGUUCAACGCAGUGAAUCUAGUGUGAAGCCAGCAGCGCCUACUGGAAAUACUGAGCCAGGCACAUUACCUAGCAGUGCUGGUGUUUCAUCACCAUCCUCGUCUACUCCAGUUUCCACCACUCAUCGUCCUUCUUCUAGAUCUAGAUCAGCAAUUAACAUAGGUGAAGCCUCAAAGAAAGAACCUGUCCAUGAGAAAGGUACCAGCUCAUCUAAAGGUAAAGGUGUCAUGAAGCCGGCUCAGCGGGAUAAGGGGCCUCAAACAAGGAGCAGUGCUCAGAGGAGAGCUGUCCUUGACAAAGAUACACAAAUGAAACCAGUUAGCGGAGACUCCAGCUCUGAGGAUGAAGAAUUGGAUAUAUCUCCCGUUGACAUGGAUGAUGCUUUGGUGAUUGAAGAGGAAGACAUUUCUGACGAUGAAGAUGAUGAGGAUGAGGAUGUCUUGGAUGACAGUCUCCCCAUGUGCACACCUGAUAAGGUUCAUGAUGUAAAAUUGGGGGAUGCAGUGGAUAGUGACGGUGCCGGUCUAGUAACUAGCGGCGGACAGAUGAAUUCAGCUUUAGGAGGCACUAGUGGAACAGCUGCUGCAAGGGGAUCUAAUUCUACUGAUACUGGCAUUGGGAAUCUUUACGGUUCUAGGGGUGCACUCUCCUUUGCUGCUGCCGCGAUGGCUGGGCUUGGAGCGGCCAGUGGUAGAGGUAUCAGGGGAAGUAGAGACCUGCAUGGGCGUACCCUGAAUCGAAGUUCUGAUGAGUCCUCUAAGUUGAUGUUUACUGCGGGAGGGAAGCAACUUAGUAGGCAUAUGACGAUUUAUCAGGCUGUGCAACGACAACUUAUGCUAGACGAAGAUGAAGAUGACAGGUUCGGUGGCAGCGAUUUCAUCUCGAGUGAUGGAAGCAGAUUAAAUGAUAUUUGUACUAUCAUGUACCAGAUGCCGGACAGCCAAGCGAAUAGGUUGUCUGCUGGUGGUGCAAGUUCUACCACAGCGUCUAAAUCCUCUAAAUCUGCUACUGCUAAUACAAGCGUAGAAUCCCAGUCGUAUAGGGCAUCUCUUCUGGAUAGUAUCUUACAAGGAAAGCUUCCAUGUGACCUUGAGAAGUCAAAUUCUACGUAUAAUGUUCUGGCCUUGUUGCGUGUAUUAGAGGGUUUAAAUCAGCUUGCCCCUCGGUUAAGAGCCCAAGCUGUUUCUGAUCAUUUCGCAGAGGGUAAAGUUACAAGUCUAGAUGAUCUAGAUACAACUGCUGCUAAGGUUUCUCACGAAGAAUUCAUCAACAGCAAACUUACACCCAAAUUAGCUCGACAGAUCCAGGAUGCGCUUGCUUUGUGUAGUGGAAGUCUUCCUUCUUGGUGCUACCAGUUGACUACAGCAUGCCCGUUUUUGUUUCCGUUUCAGACCCGGAGACAGUAUUUCUAUUCAACUGCCUUUGGGUUGUCGCGUGCAUUAAACCGUUUGCAGCAGCAGCAAGGUGCUGACGGCAGUGGUUCUUCAAAUGAACGAGAGAUGAGAAUAGGGAGAUUGCAGCGCCAGAAAGUCCGUGUAUCUCGAAAUAGAAUAUUAGAUUCUGCUGCGAAAGUUAUGGAGAUGUAUUCUAGCCAAAAAGCUGUGCUUGAAGUAGAAUAUUUUGGUGAAGUUGGUACUGGUCUAGGCCCCACACUUGAGUUUUACACACUCCUAAGCCAUGAUUUGCAAAAGGUUUCCCUCGGGAUGUGGAGAUCAAAUUCUGGUGACAAGGUAUCUAUGCAAACUGAUAGAGAUGAGAUUCAAGACGGGAAAUCAGCAGCUGCUAGGGACAGAGAUAUAGUUCAGGCACCACUUGGGUUGUUUCCACGUCCCUGGCCCUCAACAGCUGAUGCAUCUGAAGGUAGCCGGUUUCAUAAAGCUAUUGAAUAUUUCCGCCUCUUAGGGCGCGUGAUGGCAAAGGCACUUCAAGAUGGACGGCUAAUGGACGUCCCGUUGAGUACAGCGUUUUAUAAGCUUAUUCUUGGUCAAGAGCUUGAUUUGUAUGACAUUAUAUCAUUUGAUGCUGAGCUUGGCAAGACUUUGCAAGAGCUUCGUGUUCUUGUUGAUCGUAAGCACUAUCUGGAAGCAGAAGAUGGUGACAACAGUAGCGUGAUUUCUGAUUUGUGUUUACGUGGAUCCCGUAUUGAAGAUCUUUGCUUGGACUUCACCCUACCCGGCUAUCCUGAAUACAUAUUGAGACCAGGAGAUGACAUUGUUGAUAUAAAUAGUCUUGAGGACUAUAUAUCCUUGGUCGUUGAUGCUACUGUCAAGAGAGGAGUUGCCCGGCAGAUUGAAGCCUUCAGAUCUGGGUUCAAUCAGGUCUUUGACAUAAAAUCUCUACAAAUAUUCACCCCUUCUGAGCUGGACUACUUAUUGUGUGGUCGUAGAGAGUUGUGGGAGGCGGACACUCUUGUUGAACAUAUCAAGUUCGAUCACGGUUAUACUGCAAAAAGUCCGGCAAUCAUUAACUUAUUGGAGAUCAUGGGAGAGCUUACAGCAGAUCAACAACGGGCUUUCUGCCAAUUUGUAACUGGAGCUCCUAGGCUUCCCCCUGGUGGCUUAGCUGUUCUGAACCCAAAGCUGACGAUUGUGAGAAAGCACUCAUCAACCUCAAAUGCGGCAGCCAAUGGGGCAGGGGCUUCGGAAACAGCAGACGAUGAUCUUCCCAGCGUCAUGACUUGCGCCAACUACCUUAAGUUGCCUCCUUAUUCUACAAAGGAAAUCAUGUACAAGAAACUGCUCUACGCCAUCAACGAAGGGCAGGGAUCGUUCGAUCUCUCAUAGGCAUCUCUGUAUUGAGGGCGACGGAAGCUAUAAACCAACCCUCUCUGUACAUUAUACAUCGGAAGACUCUGAAUUUAAAGGCCGAAGAUGUCCUGAAAGACAGGUGGUGACUGUUCUUGAAUCGUCUCUUCGCCGUCCCAGAGACUUGUAAUGAGAGAAUGUUGUGUUAUCUGAAACGUCGCAUGCAUUCCUGUCUGUGCAGGGUCUGCUGAAAGAAUGCUAUUAUAGUGUAGAUAAAGUAAGAUGGAUGAUAGGCUUAUUUACUUUCCCCCUUCAGAUUUUACUUGGUCGGUCAAAAUACUAAAACUAUGGAUUCUCCCUUUAGAUUUCAUUUGGCCUGCACUUCGAAUGUUAUUUCUAUUAAACCCUGAAUUAUAAAAGUUAGCUUCAAU
Eruca vesicaria subsp. sativa (arugula) is the source of this 6056-nucleotide messenger RNA. The record is from the annotation of a GenBank genome assembly. Lineage: Eukaryota; Viridiplantae; Streptophyta; Magnoliopsida; Brassicales; Brassicaceae.